GUUAACGGCGCGGCGGUUUGACGUCACUUCCACGCGCCACCACUACGUCAGUCUAGGGCGCAGAUCCUGGUAGUGUGAUCUGUUCCUAAAGUUCGCUCUUGAUUGUCCCUUGUGGGCCAUGGAGAGUGACUUUUACCUGCGUUACUACGUGGGUCACAAAGGCAAGUUCGGUCAUGAGUUCCUGGAGUUUGAGUUCCGACCUGACGGAAAACUGCGCUAUGCCAACAACAGCAAUUACAAAAAUGAUGUUAUGAUCAGAAAAGAGGCUUAUGUACAUAAAAGUGUGAUGGAAGAAUUAAAGAGAAUUAUUGAUGACAGUGAAAUCACCAAAGAAGAUGAUGCUCUGUGGCCCCCUCCUGACCGAGUAGGCCGGCAGGAGCUUGAAAUCGUCAUUGGCGAUGAACACAUUUCUUUUACAACAUCAAAAAUUGGUUCCCUUAUUGAUGUCAACCAGUCUAAGGAUCCAGAAGGCUUACGAGUAUUUUAUUAUCUUGUCCAGGACCUGAAGUGUUUAGUCUUCAGUCUCAUUGGAUUACAUUUCAAGAUUAAACCCAUCUAGAUUGGAUAUUGUGGACAUGAGGGGGGUGGGAGUUUUUAGUUACCAUAAUUAGGAGGUUUUUUUCUGUAUAUUGGGGCAAUUUUUAUAAACAAUAAAUGAUGGUCUUUAAUAAAGUA
Molecule: messenger RNA, 675 nt
Organism: Peromyscus californicus insignis
Lineage: Eukaryota; Metazoa; Chordata; Mammalia; Rodentia; Cricetidae
Gene: Magoh
Product: mago homolog, exon junction complex subunit
Exons: 5
Coding region: 119-559 (146 amino acids)
Biological process (GO): RNA splicing
Cellular component (GO): exon-exon junction complex; nucleus; catalytic step 2 spliceosome
Source: RefSeq, a predicted model, not a curated record